Messenger RNA from Didymodactylos carnosus, 2557 nucleotides. Lineage: Eukaryota; Metazoa; Rotifera; Eurotatoria; Philodinida; Philodinidae. The record is from the annotation of a GenBank genome assembly.
GAAAACGUUAAUAGAUCAAAAUUUAUCUCAAAUAUAAGCCAACCAACAUUCAAAUAUUAAUUGACAAAAAUCGACCAUCAUCUCUUAUUCUUAUGAAGGCAGUAAUCAAGCUAUUUGAAUAUGUACAGGUCUUUACACAUCAGACCAGCCGCAUAUCCAUCGAUGCCGAUGAUCGAUAGAACAUGGAAUAGAAAAGAACAGGGAUCUCAGUCUCAUGUCUGAUUGGUUGAUGCAGAAUCCAAAGACAUUCGAACAUUGUUGUAUUUUUCUCACCGUAUGUCACAUAUUUUCCAAUACAAACAGAUAUAAUCAAAUUGAUCAAUUUUGAAAUGUUGGAAGGAGGGGUCACCCUUUUCUUUGGGAAGCGCUGCAGAAAGUGGCUGAUACUUCCCAAGCACUAAGUGAAUCAAGCUACCAUCGUUACUUUUUUAAACGCUUCAACAAUUAAAAAAAUCGUACCGUAAUAACUUACCUUAUUUCUUUAGUUCCACCAGAAAUCACAAAACCAUUGUGCGACACAAAUGUUCUUGUUGGUCAAGAUGGAGUACUCACACUAGCAUGCGAAGCAUAUCCAACGCCUAAAGUUGCAUGGUUUUUCAACAAUGUCGAGCUAACACCUGGUAUCAAGCAUAAAAUCGAAUCCAAACAAAAUGUUUUCGAGCUAACAGUUAAAAAAUGCGCCAUCCAAGAUGCUGGUGACUAUCGUGUAAUUGCUGACAAUGGAAUUGAUCGAAUGGAACAGCGAGUCAUGCUCAAUGUUAGAAGGUUAAGUCCAGUGAAUAAACAAUCGUGUGUGAUUGGUCAAGAUACUGAAAUGUCGUGGAAAUUCAGCGGCUUCGAGAAGCCUCAGGUUACGUGGUACUUCAAUGGACAAGCAUUGGUGCGAAACGAUCGAUUCCAGAUGACUGAAAGCAAUGAUGACAGAUCGACUCUGACCAUUCGCAAAACACAAUUCAGCGACGAGGGCGUCUAUACCGCUCGAGCAAAUAAUAGUGUCGGAGAGGUCGCAGCAAACAUGUCAUUGGCUAUUGUUGGUAUCAAACCAGUUAUCAUAACCGAUCUAGGAGCACAAAUACAAGUCACAAGUGGCCAAACGAUGACUCUCAAGCUGGUCAUCUCUGGGACUCCGAAACCUAAAAUAGCCUGGAUGCGAGAGAAUGACGAGCUGGCACUAGAUAAAUAUGUGCGCGUAACACUACCCUCUGAUGAUAGCGACGGCACUCAUACAUUAACUAUCGCAAAUGUUCAACCGCAACACCAAGGAGAAUACUCAGCCAAAAUAGAAAAUAUGGCUGGAUCACUUAAAUCAAGGAACUGUCGAGUGUCUGUGAUCGUUCCAGUUGAAGCUGCUGUUGAUCCAUUCCGUCGUCAAAUGCUGGAAAAGCAAGCUGUAUUAAAAGCAUACUAUGAGAAUUUUCCGGAUAUCGAUGCUGUUACUAAUGUAACCCACCCUGACAUUAAAAAAGCUGAGGAAUUCACCAAAUCAAUAUUAAAUACAAAACCAUCGGGGAACGUGACUGAAAGAGAUACUGCAUGCCAUAUUCUAAAUAAGUUGCUGGGAAAUCAAGGUCAACAAUGCUUAUUUUAUGAUUCUACAAGUGGCAUCCAUCUGCGUGAUGCCUCUGGAAGUUUAGCUGAUAUUGGCUCUGCAGACAAACUGUUCGUAUUGAAAUUGAAGAGUAGUGAAGGUUUAGGAGGUGACCAGAGUAAGAAAACUGACGAGGAUGACGUAAAACUUGUUGAUACAUUGAAAAAUUUCAUUGAACAAAACAAAUCACAUCCAGUUAUUGAAGACAUACGUGAUCGGUUAGCAAAAGCACAUGAAAUUGAUAAAAACUCUAUCGCUAUAAAAAAUGUGUUCGUUGGAACAUUCAAUAUAGUUUACACAGUAUUAAAUAUGGCGCAAACCGCAGUGAACAAGUUCAUAGCCAUUGCAACAAAGUUAAAAACUCAAUUUGCUCAAUUCGUGAGUGCAAAAAUUCAUCCAUUGUUAUUUCGUCCAUCAUUCGAUAUAUCCUUUUUUGAUGCCCGUGGUAAUAAAACGUUUAGCAGCCAACCAGAGACUCACCAAAUUGGUCCACCUGGACGCACCAAACUAUACACCACAGCGGCUGGCUGGACUAGGUAUGGGCUAAAAGUGUUGGGUAAAUACGGCAACGACGAUUGGCUGCAUCCAUUUGGGCAUGCCGGGAAUUGGUAUAGAGCUUUUCACGGUACCGGAAAUGCACAAGCGCAAUAUAUACGUGAUGAAAAUAUACGUAAAGACUGUGAGCACGUCUGUGUAUCGGCUAUUGCAGAUAUCUAUGUAGGCGGAUUUGCGCCAUCUGCAACUGGUAGAUAUGGACCUGGUGUUUAUUGUUCUCCAGAUCCAAAGUUUCCUGAAGGUGGAUAUGUCCGACCUGUUGAAUUAGAGACCCAACAGGGAAAGAAAAACUUUAAGUGUAUGUUUCAAGUGGCUGUGAAUCCUGAUGGCGUGACAGUUGGAAGCGCAGCUAUAUGGGUCGUAAAAGAUCCUCAGCAUAUUCGACCCUAUGGUAUACUUAUCAAAGAAGCUUGA